Nilaparvata lugens (brown planthopper) is the source of this 2852-nucleotide messenger RNA. RefSeq names its product kynurenine formamidase. Gene Ontology annotation, molecular function: hydrolase activity. Bases 46 to 1032 code for a protein of 328 amino acids. The record is from RefSeq and is a predicted model, not a curated record. The transcript has 9 exons. NCBI's taxonomy places the organism in Eukaryota, Metazoa, Arthropoda, Insecta, Hemiptera, Delphacidae.
CUCAGCUUGUAACUCGAGACAGUUGUUUGAAACCUUAUCAAUGUAAUGUUGGCAACAACUUUAUGCAAGUCAGUUCUACUUUUUACUCUACUUAUUUUAGUCUACUUUUUAUUGUUGGUUCGUUGGUCAAAUCGCAAAGUCAAAGGAAUGGAUCUUGAAGAUGACACAGAAAAUCAAUAUCAGCCCAGUAGGUGGUCCAAAAGAUGCCCGCCUGAUGAAGCUGUACCUUUACAUGUAAAAAUAGCAACUAAUGAAAGCAAUGUUGCGAGAACGACUGUUCCAUUCAAAAGCAAUCUAAGGUAUGGAACAAGAGAGGGACAGACAUUCGAUAUUUACGGAAAUGGAACAUUAAAAAAAGAUUCUCCCAUGUUUGUGUACAUACAUGGAGGAUACUGGCAAUACCUCACAAAAGAAUUAUCAGCUUACUGCGUUGUUCCUCUACAUGAAGCUGGAGUGAGAGUUGUUGUUCCCGACUACGACCUUGCUCCAAAUGUUUCCUUGAGUAUCAUUGUUCAAGAGGUAUUUGAACUGGCCACCUUCAUUAUGAAAAUGGCUAAGGAGGACGGAGUAAGGGACGUUUGGUUUGGAGGUCACUCAGCUGGAGCUCAUUUAUCCAGUAUGCUUUUAUCAACAGAGUUGCUUUCAAAGCUUGAUGACGACUCCAAAGCCAUAUUCAGAGGACUUUUUCUCAUCAGUGGAGUGUAUAACUUGAAGCCUCUUCUGAGAACUACUGUCAACAACGCUUUAAACUUGACUGAGAAAGAGCUGAGUAAGUUAAGCCCCAUGUCUUCAAUCGAUGAUCAGGUAAAAAACCACCUGAAUAAAAGUUUCAACCUGGUUGUUGCGGUUGGAGAGAAUGAUUCACCAGCAUUUCAGCAGCAGUCGAGAGACUUUCAUGAGGUUUUAUCAAGGAGAGGAAUCGCAUCCAAAUAUAUUUUUGUAGAAGAAGUUGAUCAUUUCGAAAUAGUGGAAAAUUUAAGCAAAGUCGACUACAAACUAACAAAGGAACUGAUUCAGCUAAUAACAAAAUAAUAACUAAAAAAGACACAUCUACUUGAAAAUUAAAUACUUUUAGAUUUUUGUUAUUGUCUAAAAGUAUUACAAUUUUUUUAUUUUAGAAAUAGACCAUGAUUUUUAAUAAUAAAAAUUAAUUCAUUUCAACCUUCCCAAAUAUGUGAGUUUGUAGAGUAGACUGGUUGUUUUUAUUGAGACUUUUCAAUUAUCGGUAUUCAUGAAUAUCAUGGACUUAUAAUAACAUCCAUAUAAUUAGAAAGGCUAUUUCCUAUUUCAAGGAUUCGAGUGCGAUUUGAAUUCCAACUGAAAAUUUCUAUUUUUGGGAGCCAGACUCUAUCUUGACUCUGAGAACAGUUUUAGAUUUUACCAACAAUAAAAUAUGGUCUAAUUAUUUAUUAAAACAACAAUUCCAAUACUAGUGGAAAGGUAUUAAAAAAGACCAAUACUUCAAAUGGCAAUAGAAUGUUUAUCAGGUAAAUCCUUUCCAUAAUGAUUUAUGGUCAAAAAUAUUUCAAAAUUAACUACGGUAUUAAAUUAGACAUAGUAUAGGUUGAUUCUACUAGUGACCACCAGUAGCCUAUAUACUUUUCUUAUCAAUCAAAUUAUUAUUUCUAUGUGCUAACUUUCCAUAACAAAUCUUAUCAUUCCAGCAUUCAUGAUACUGAAACAAUUAAAAAACAUUGACGCAAUCAUAUCACUAGAGUUGGUUGUUUUUCCCCACUGAUAAAACAUAAUUAUAAUAGCGUAUUAUUCUUGACAGGAGAAACAAUUCAUGAAGAAACUUGGAUUUUUUUUGAAUGGGAAGCGGUAUAUCGAUAGUACAGGUGUAUAAAUUUUGGAAAAGCUUAGGUUUCUCAUUGGUUGAUAUGUUAGACUAGUAGUUUUCAUUUCAAAGCUCUGUAACUAUUUGUAUUUAUCAUGGUGAGUAGCCUACAAUGAUUUUUUUCAAAUUUCACCUACUAUCACCCUAGUACUCCCACCCCUAUGGUAUCUAUAGGGUAUUCCAUAAUGCACUAUAGAGAUUAUAUUAGUGUACCAAGUACCACUCACUGAGUUCUGAUACUUUCCCGCUAAAAAUCACUAUGAUUGUUGCUUAAUCAACCUUUGAUGCUCCAUACAUUGGAUGUAGAAGUACAAAUUACGGUUCAUAUGAAUAUUCUUCAUUUUAUUUUAGUGUGGAAUCUCUCAAAUACUGUAACGUAUUCAUCUGUAAGAACUUAAGCUCCUUCUCUCCAUUUUGCCUUUUGGAUUAUCUGUUUCAUUAUGGUGUAAGAUAUUUCAUAUACAUUAGGUCACUUGUUUCAAGUUUAGACUAAAGAUUAUAAUUUUUCAAUUACUAUUACACAACUCCUUAGCGAAAGAAUAAAUUUCAUUCUAGAGAUGUAGAAUCUUUUCUCCAGUUUGAAUAUUGAAUGAUAAUUCAAAUAAAUUACAACGUAUCAUGCUAUUUUAGUACAUGUUUGUCAGAAUAUUUCAAUUGUUUAUCACAAAAUUAUAGUUUAAUAAUUCAAGUAUAGUAGUAGUUAAGUAUUCUAGUAUUGAGGCUAUUGUAUCAUAUGACAUUUUUAGAAAACUAUUUUUCCAGUUUCAGGUGGUGAAGUGUCUAUUUAUGAUCCUAAUCAUAGCAUCCUCUGUUUGUGAUAAGACUUGACCCAGAUUCAGGAAAAGUUCUUCGCACAUUGAAACUUCCAGCAGAGCAGUUAACAAGUUUGGUAUUUGGCGGCGAAAAUCUGGAUGUACUCUAUGUUACCAGUUCACAGUUGGACAAAGGAUUUAUUCACCUAAGUGAGUACGCUGGGCGAACUUUUGCUAUAACUGGAUUCAUGACCUCUGACAAA